AACAUUGCAAAAAGCUAUGACAAACUUGCAGGAAGUAGUUUACAAGUCAAGACGUUACUACAGAGAAGUUACAGCUACGAAUCAUUCAGACAAGUAUCAAUUGAGCAUUCUUUUUUAUAGAUAUACAGUGGUGGACAAAGGGCGAAUACAGACUUGUAAGUCUAUAUCCUUGCAUCAGAGAUGAGGGAACUAACUCAGCUCCAGCAAAGCUUGGACAGCAACCAGCAGACUUCAUCUACAAGGGAACUCUUCUCCAACUAUGCCGCACCGGACUUGGAGAACAGACUGUUGACCCAGGCGUCCUCUGUGCUGCCCCAGACCCUCUCUGCAUCCUCCUCCUCCUGGGCAUGUUCUCCUUCUUCUUCCUGCCCCUCUCUCCUUCCCUCCAAGCUGUCUUCCACCACAUCCUCCCUACUCGCCACCUUCACAUCAUCUGCCUCCCUCACCUCCCCCCUCCUCAGCACUCAAAACAACCUCCUGAGGAGGGACCCACUCAUUUACCCCCCGCUCUCCUUCUCCCGCCCCUGUUCUCCUCCCCUCCAUGGCUCUUUGCCUUCUGCAUCCUCUGCACCCUAUACUGGUGCCCAUCUCCAAAGAAGUCUUUACCUCCCUUCAACCUCCUGUCCUGUUCAGGAGGGCCAAGACUGUAGAGAUGGAGGAGAAAUAAGUUGCUCCUCUGAGGAUGUGCAGUCCCGUUGUGAAGACAUGAGUGUGUGUUCUGACCUGGACAGUAAGGUGUCCAGAGAGACGCCUGUCCUAGACAUGGAGUUGCGUCUUGAGGACCCUGAGCAUCCUGUGAUUAUCAGCCAAGAGGAUUUUGGAGAAAUGGAAAGUGGAAAAGAGGACCUUGAGGAUGUGCUGAAAGACAAGAAGUACCUGCUUCUGAAUGAGGUAUGCUGUUCUUUGGUGAAUGAAUCCCCUGCUCCUGGUGAGGAAGACUGGAAUACAGAAGGCGUGUGGACAAGGAUAAAGAACCUCGGUGAAGAAAUCUCUAACAACGAUCCACAGUUUCUUCUCAAGGUGGCCGUGUACACUAGACAAGAGUUGAACAUCCGUAUCACAGCCAACUUCCUGUUGGCUCUUGCUGCCAGUCUGCCUGUCACCAAGCCACAUGUACGCAGGUACUUCUGCGCAGCUGUGCAGCUGCCCUCUGAUUGGCUGGAGGUGGCCAGGCUGUAUAGUACGUGCUUCAGUCACUCUCUACCCAGCUGCCUGAAGAAGGCCAUGGCAGAUAAGUUCAAGCAGUUUAACGAGUAUCAGCUGGCCAAAUACAACACGCGCAAGCAUCGUUGCAAACACAACAGGAACAAACCCAAAGCCAAGAAACCAACCCCUGGUCAGCUGAUAACGUGGGCAAAAAAGCUCCUGAUGGAUGUCCCUACUCUGCAGAAACAUUUAUCGAAGAGAGUGGUGGUCAAUAAGAAGCAGAGCGAGUUCAAUCUGAAGACAUUUAUCAAGAGACUCCACAUCAAGGAGCCAGCCCAGCACGUCAUGGCUAUACUGGGAAAGAGGUACCCAGGUGACAUGAAGGCGUUCACCCACAGUGGGCUCACUGGAACUUGGGAGAGGGAGAGAGCAGGGCAGCGCAUGAAGCUGGCCCGGUCAGACACAUGGGAGCGCAAACUCAGCCAAGAGGGAAACAAAGCCCUUACCUGGGAGAAACUUAUAGACAACAGGUCUCUCCCCUUCAUGGCCAUGCUGAGGAACCUGAGAAACAUGAUAUCCCAGGGCAUUAGUGAGAAGCACCAUCAGAAGAUCCUUGCUAGACUGACCAAUAAAAAAGCAGUCAUUCAGAGCAAGCAAUUUCCCUUCCGCUUCCUCUCUGCUUGGAAGGUCGUAAGAAGCAUGGACAGUCCAUCAAAGAAAGUGGUCCCCAGUUCUACAAAGAUAUUGACGAGCGUUCUGAAGGGACAUCUGGGCAGCAAAGAUUUUAGAAAAUUGCAGCGUGGUGGGAGGAAGAAACUACGGGCAGCUCUGGGGGUUCCAUUCAUCUACCGCAUGUACAAGAUGAAGAUGAGUGCGCUUCAGAAACCCAGUCAAAACAUUGGUGAUCUACUGAAACGGUACCAGCAAGCCCUGGAGACGGCGGUGCAGAUCUCCUGCCGGCACAAUGUGCCUCCUCUCCCCGGGCGCACCCUGAUCUUGGUGUCUAGUAGUUUAGCAGCUUACGAGCCCUGGAAAAAGGCCCUUGACAUCGGCUGUCCCAUAGAACCAGACCAGAAAUCCGGGGAGGAGGGGGAGGAGGAGGAAUGCACGACAGAUGUGAAGACCCUCACACCAAAUCUCCAGGAGGUGGCAGUGUUACUCUCACUGAUGAUUGCCUCCAGCGCUGAGGACCCCCAGCUAGUGCUGUUCUCUUGGAACUCUUUCACAGAUUUGAAGCUGGAGUCUGACGUGCUACUGGACAACUGGAGACAGGUGAUGAAGAAUGUGAAGGAAUUCAACGAUGACACAAGUGAAAAGAGGAGCCAGUUAAUCUCUCACAUGUCGACAUCAGAAAACAAGGUCAACAAUAUAAUCGUGGUGACUGAUUAUAAUGUUUCCAAUGAGGUGAAUUUGGCCAUAAACCAUUUGAGGAAAGAAGCGAACAACGACGUUCUCUGUGUUAAGAUAAACCUGGAGAAAAGAGAACAAGACUCCACCUCAGACAGGAACUAUGUGGAGCUCUGUGGGUUUAGCGAACAGAUCCUCAAGUUUGUGGCUGAACGAGGCUCUUCCAGGCUGCUGGACCAUGUGGAACUUAUUGACAAACUGCACAACAUCCCCUCUCACCCUGCUGCUAAAACCCCAGACACAGCAGCUGCCCUCACACCACUGACAGCAACCCCAAAGAUGAGGUGGCGUGGUGUGCGUGUGUUCAUCUCCUCCACCUUCAGAGACAUGCAUGCGGAGCGGGACGUCCUGGUGCGCUGCGUGUUCCCCGAGCUCCGGCGCCGCGCUGCGCAGCACUGCCUCUACCUGCAGGAGGUGGAACUGCGCUGGGGCGUGACCGAGGAGGAGUCCAGCCGCGCCGUGGAGCUGUGCCUCUCGGAAGUGUGCCGCAGCCAGAUGCUGGUGGCGAUCCUGGGGGAGCGCUAUGGCCUGGUGCCUCCUCGCCCCGCCCUGCCAGACCUCCCGCAGUACAGCUGGCUGGAUGCUGCCCCACCAGGCCUGUCGAUCACUGAGAUGGAGAUUCGGCAGUUCCAAGCUUUAUUCCCAGACUCUGCCCACAAUCGCAUGUUCGGCUACUUUAGGGUGCCCAAUUUGUCCAGGACUGUGCCAGUGGCAUGGAAGUCAGACUUUGCUUCGGAGUCUCAGGAGGCAGAAUCCAAAUUGUCCGACUUGAAAAGAAGAAUCCUGAAUAGUGAUGUGAAAGUCACCGAAGAUUAUCCCUGUGAGUGGGGAGGGAUUGUGGAUGGGAAGCCCUGUGUGAAAGGACUGGAGCGCUUUGGGAAGGCAGUGCUGGAGGACCUGUGGGGGGCGGUGUUGAAGCAGUUUGUUGAGGAGCCAGAAGAGUCUGAUCCAAGCUCUGACAUCUCCAGUCAGGAGCGGCACCAGGGCGCCCUUCAGAGGCUGUUCUACGGCAGGGCUAAGCUGCUGAAGGAGGCUGUGGGGAUUGUGAAGGAGGCCCAGCUGAAGGGAGGCCUGCUGCUGCUGGAGGGAGCUCCUGGAGAGGGCAAAAGCGUUUUUAUGGCCGCUCUGGCAAAUGCCCUCCAAACUCCAGAAACGUCUCAGGAAACUAGUACAUGUGGUGUCAUAUCCUACUUCACCGAUGUUAGCCAAUCAGCAUGCGCUGUGGUGAGCCUUCUGCGUUGUCUCGUCCAAUGUUUGAGAAGAAGAAAGGAAGACACUUCAACUUUAGAAGAGAGGAUGGCAGCGUUCCACUCCAUGCAGAGGGACACCAAAAAUGAGAAGGAAUCUCCUCUCCCUUCAACUUUCAAAGAUCUGAUGGCAGAGUUCCACUCCCUGCUGAGUGACACCAAAAAGAACCAACCACUGGCCUUGCUGGUGGAUGGAGCAGAUCUGAUCCACGAUGGACAGGGUCAUCGAACAUCUUCUUGGAUACCACAGCAGCUCCCUCGGGGUGUGUCUUUGGUGGUUAGCUUCACGUCCAAUUCGCCGAUGCUGCUAAACCUGGCAAAGAAGAAAGGGUCUGUUCUGUUUCCUUUGGGGACGCUGUCUUUACCAGACAGAAAAGAGAUAGUUCGGAAGGAACUGGAAGUCCACGGGAAGAAGCUUAGUGAUUCUGCCUUCAACAACCAGCUCCAGAUACUUCUGAGGAAGAAGGGAGCAGUAAGUCCGCUCUACCUUCAUCUGGCCUGCGAGGAGCUGAGGAGUUUUGCUUCAUUCGAAAAGAUGAAGGAGAACCUCCAGUCCCUCCCCCCGUCUCUGUGUCAGCUGGUACAACACAGCCUGGCCAGACUACAGUCUCAGUAUUCUCAGUAUGGAGAAGCACUGCACUGGGCACUGGCAGCCUUAACAGUUAGCAGCACUGGCCUGAGGGAGAGGGACCUAUAUGCCAUACUGAGCAUGUGCAAUGAGCUUCCUCCUGGAGAGGGGCUGUCACAAUGGCAAAACAUGCUUCACCUGGCCAGGAACCCUCGAGGACGCAUCCCCAUGGCAACCUUCUCCCACAUGGUGCGGAGUCUGGAGAGCCUGAUUGGUUCUUCUUACUGCCAUGGUGAGGAUGAUAUUCUGACUUUAACAAAUCCGGAGGUGAGAAUGGCUUUUGAGCAGCUACUUCUCCACAGUGAUGCUUCUAGAACACAAGCUCAUUCCAUUUUGGCAGCACACCUUUGGGCACUGGCAGAUCCUCAGGCAGAAGACACUUUUCUGCAGUGUGAAGCCAGCUCCAUCAUGCAACUGCCUCACCACCUGAUGAGGAGUGGCCAGAGGGCGACGCUGUGUUCCCUGCUCUCCAGUUACUACUUCCUGUUUGCUAAUGUGCGGCAUGGCCUCCUGCACCACCUCCUAGAGGUCUACACUUCAGCGGAAGCGUCCCUGUCAGAGGUGGACGCAAGCAGUUUGGAGGACUGUCACAGUUUCCUCAAGACCCAUGCAGCCCUCCUGUCCUCUUGGCCCGCCCUGUUUGUCCAGCAGGCUCUCAACGAGCCCCACGACGCCCCCGCCCACACCUGGGCGCAAGGCCUGCUGGGAACAGGCGUGAGGUCGCAUGCAGUGAGGUGGCACAACAACACAAAGCACCCUCAAAAGCAGACCAGUGAGCUGGUGUCUACGUUCUGCUUGGAGCCCACCUGUGUGGAGAUGAGUCCGGAGGGUGAGGUGAUGGCAGUGGGCACUGGGCAGGGCACUCUGCACUUCCUCCACACCCACACGGGACAGGAAGUGAGGUCACUAAUUAGCAGCUGUGAUGGCAUAUCUGGAUGCAUCUUCCUGAAGAAGGGGCUUCUUGGAACGACCUCCUUUGACGGACGUAUAGAGAUAUGGGACAUUGACAAUGGCUGCAGGAUAUCUCUCAUUGAUGGACACUCAAACAGAAUCACCGGAAGUGACAUCAGUGCCAACAGAAACCACCUAGCUACAGUUUCCCUCGACUUCACCCUCAAAGUGUGGUCAUCGUCAGACUACCAUCUGGUGUCAACCUUCACAAACCCCAGUCCUUUGAACUGUGUGACCUUUGACCCAGAGGGUCAGAUUUUGGCCGUCGGGUGCUGGGACGGCGCUGUGCGUGUGUGGAACUGGCUCCAGGAGAAACUGGUCAUGACUCUCACGGGCCAUGGCAGGUCGGUGCGCAGCCUCUCCUUCUCUCCCUCCUCCUCCUCCCUGCUCUGCUCUGGCAGUGUGUCUGGGGAGGUGCGGCUGUGGUCUGUCCCAGCCUCCACCUGCGUGGGGUGCUACCAGGCUCACCACGGGACCACGGAGGUGCUGUCCUUCCUACUGGGCGGGGCAGUGCUACUGAGCGCUGGGUCAGAUCACAUGGUCCAGCUAUGGUCAGGAGGUCUCGGUCGUGCAGUGAACACAUUUGGAAAAAGGGAUUGUGUUGAGCCGGGCCAGAGCAUGCUGACCUCUGACCCUGCUGCCCUGUGUGUGGCGGUCAGUGGGGAAGACGCGGCAGUGGGUUACCACGGGGACGGACUGAAGCUCUUCAGUCUUAAAUCUGAUGAAAUGACCUGGGCCAGCGAGGGCCUCCAGGUGUCCAUCCUGUGCCUGCUGUGGCUGACCGUGGAGGGUUCUGAGCUGCUGGUGACGGGGGGAGGGGACCAGCAUCUGAGGCUGUGGAGGAAGGAGGAGAGGGGAGAGGAAAGAGAGAUGGUGCUGCUAGGGCAGUUUGGGGCGCAUCUGGGGCCCGUCCUUGCUCUGGCACAAAGCGGCGUGUACCUGGCUUCUGCCUCAGAUGACUUCACCAUCUCACUCUGGUCCCUGGAGCAGCUGACCUCUGGCCCCUGGGCUGACCUCAGUGUUGUCUCUGUCCUGAGAGGUCAUGGGGGAGGGGUCACCUGCCUGGCCUUUAGUCCCACUGGCCAGGAGCUGCUGUCAGGGGGAAAAGAUCAGACUCUGAUAGUGUGGGGUUGCAGUCCUCCUGCUCUGUCUAAGUCCCUUCCUUACUCUCACGGAGACUGGAUCACCGGCUGUGCAUGGACCCCCGACUGUGUGGUGAGCUGCUCCAGGGACGGCAGGGUGCGGGUGUGGGACCUCCAGACGGGCCGCAGCGUGAGGGAGAUGGUGGGGAAGGCCUCCCUCAGCGCCCUCUGCUGCCUGGGAGAGUUUGUGAUGGCGGGCUGUUCAGACGGGGCGCUGCAGCUGUGGAAGUGGGGAUCAGGGAUGGAGAUGAGCAGGAUCAAAGCCCACCACUCCCGCAUACACCACUGCUCUGUGCUCCCCUGCCCAGACAAGACCCAGGAGGUUGUUCCAGAGAAUAUGACUGUUUCCACUGCAUCUGAUGAUGGCAGUGUGAAGCUAUGGAAGCCCUUCCAGGUGCAUCACUACAGCAGCCUGCAGGGCCACAGUGGAGGGAUACGUGGCGUGGUCUGUAGGCAGGGAGGUGUUCCGGAAUUCCUUACUGUCUCUGAAGACAAGUCGCUCAGGUCAUGGAACAUCUCUACAGCAAUGGAGGGUUCUCCUGUCCAGGGGGGCUGCAUCACAGCCGUGUGCUUCACCAGACAGGAUGUUCUGCUGAUGUUGGGCUAUGAGUCUGGGCGUGUGACGAUAUGGCAGCACAACUCCAUGGUUGGCCUCAAACAGGUGUCUGAGGGGGCAAUUACAUCGCUGUGCUCCUUGCCUGAAGGCCAGGUGGCUGUGGGCUGCAGGAUGUGCAACGUCUCCUUAUGGCAGCUGGAGUGGAACCCAGAGCACAGCUCUGUCAGUCUGAGGAAGAUGUCCACAUACACCAUGGAGUCUCCAGUCAUGUACCUGGCCCACUGCUCCAGGCUGCUGGGAAUGUGUGAGGACGGCUCCAUCCACGACGUUGUGGCAGGAGACCCAGAGAACUGGGAAUCUAAAUCGAUCAUGUGGUCGAAUGAAGUGUGCGUUCUCGGGAUGACCCCCAACGAUGGCAAGAGCGUGUGGCUACUGGGGGAGAAGGAAGGGAAGGUUGCCCUGGGCUUUGUAUAUUCCAUCGGCUCAAAGAUGGUGGCCAGCUCCGACAUGGACCUCUGGAUGGAGCAUCCUGAGGGGAAGGGAUGCUUCUUAACAGCGCUAACUAUCAAUGACGACUUGGUGGUUUGUGGAGAUUCAAAAGGAAACAUGUGGUACAGCCUCCCACCCGACAUGAACACCUGGAGCAGCAAGAAACCUGCCCACAGUGACCGUGUCAGUGUGCUGAGAAUGACCAGUACUACCAUCAUCUCUGCCUCCUAUGACAGAACAGUCAAACUAUGGGACAGAAUCACUAAGAAACAGGUGGGGAUGUUUGUGUGUGGGGGUCCUGUGCUGGUUUUGGAGGUGAACCCACACAGUGCCAGUGAACUAGUGUGUGGAGACGAACUGGGAAGGUUCUACCAUCUCUCCUGGACUGGAUAGACACCACACACGCACACACUGCACUUCCAUAUUGUCUCAUGUAUCUCAAAUAAUUCUUCCAGAUUUGUCUAAAUGUUUUUGUUGCGUCUGCACCGCAACACAUUUAUAAUGGUUCAAGCAAAGUUAAAUUUGAUUUUUUUUUUAUUAAAUGCUCCUCAUUAAUGUUCAUACUUGCUCAGCAUGACUGUAAAAAUAAUAAUAAUUGUGAUGCAAUGUUUUCUUAAUGAAUACAAUUAUGGUUUGCAUUCAGCUCAAUUUGUGUAGAACACCUCUGUCCAGAGCUCUGUCUUUCAUUUCAGAAUGUAUUUUAUCGAUGGAAAGUAAAGGGCAAGAAAACAAAAUAACCUAAUGGUUUUUAGCUUUUAUUAUAUUUUUUUUCUUCAAAUUUUGACUUAUUGUCAUAGCACGACUGUACAACGAAAUCCAGUGCCUCUCAGUGGUACAUUCAUACAACAGAUACGUCUACCGAUUUCAAUAAAAUGUACAAUAUUUUAACUCAAUCUCUGUCUCCCUCUACUGCCAAAAUGAUUACCUACUUGGAAAUGUGCCAGGACAUUUACCAUCAUCUUAAUAUCAAAAUAAAGAUUUUAAGAUCAAAGAA
Hypomesus transpacificus is the source of this 8560-nucleotide messenger RNA. It is a transcript of the gene tep1, whose product is annotated as telomerase-associated protein 1. Gene Ontology annotation, molecular function: telomerase RNA binding; protein binding; telomerase activity. Lineage: Eukaryota; Metazoa; Chordata; Actinopteri; Osmeriformes; Osmeridae. Bases 181 to 7959 code for a protein of 2592 amino acids. The transcript has 56 exons. The record is from RefSeq and is a predicted model, not a curated record. Gene Ontology annotation, biological process: telomere maintenance via recombination. Gene Ontology annotation, cellular component: telomerase holoenzyme complex.